Fusarium graminearum PH-1 is the source of this 1647-nucleotide messenger RNA. RefSeq names its product peptidyl-prolyl isomerase CWC27. The record is from RefSeq and is a predicted model, not a curated record. The transcript has a single exon. The coding region runs from base 1 to 1647 and encodes 548 amino acids. Gene Ontology annotation, molecular function: peptidyl-prolyl cis-trans isomerase activity. Gene Ontology annotation, biological process: protein peptidyl-prolyl isomerization; protein folding. Gene Ontology annotation, cellular component: catalytic step 2 spliceosome. NCBI's taxonomy places the organism in Eukaryota, Fungi, Ascomycota, Sordariomycetes, Hypocreales, Nectriaceae.
AUGUCGGCGAUCUACAAUCUCGAACCGCAACCCACUGCGUCCGUCAUUAUCCACACCACUCGAGGCGAACUCUCUGUCGAGCUGUUCGCCAAACAAGCGCCGUUGACAUGUCGCAACUUCUUACAACUAGCCCUCGACGGCUACUACGAUAACACGAUAUUCCACCGAUUGGUUCCUGGCUUCAUUCUGCAGGGUGGCGAUCCCACCGGCACUGGCAACGGCGGAGAGUCGAUUUACGAUGGAGGCGCAUUCAGCGGUGAUCUGGAUCCUUGGCCCAUGGACCAGCGCAUGGGCAAGAACGCAGGGCCAACAGGAAUCAAUUUCAAGGAUGAAUUCCAUUCGCGUCUCAAAUUUAAUCGCCGAGGCCUACUGGGUUCCGCGAACGAAUCGCGCCCGGAUACAAACAGCAGUCAGUUCUUCUUCACCCUCGACACGGCUGAGGAAUUGAAUGGAAAAAACACCAUGUUUGGACGAAUUGCUGGCGAUACGGUCUACAAUUUGGCGAAAAUGGGCGAAGGAGAAGUGGAUGAAGCUACAGAACGCCCAACAUACCCGGUCAAGAUCGAGCGCAUAGAAAUCUUGAUAAACCCAUUUGAAGAUAUGAAGAAGCGAUCUCGAGUUGCUGCCGUUGCGCCGUCUAAAACAACCACAACCAAAGAUAAAAAGAAGAAGCGAAAAGGCGGGAAACAACUGCUGAGCUUUGGCGACGACGAAGGCGACGACGAAAUGCCUGUGCUAAAGAAGAAGAAAUUUGAUCCCAGAAUCGUUAUGGAAGCGCCGGAGGAAGCUCCGGAGCAAGACGAAGUUCGCAGCAAACCAACAAAGGCCAAGAAGGAGCGAGCAUCGGAAAAAAGAGUGUCAAUCGCUCAAGAGGAACAAGAUAACUCAGAUCAGACCACCCCCCGCGAGCCACCCAAGGAGGUUCGGCAAAAACCUGCCCCACCUGUCAAGAUGGAGAUCGAGGACGAAUCACCUGAACCGGAAGCCCCCCGAAAGACAGCAUUGGAGCGAGCCAAUGAAGAGAUGGCAGCACUCAAGGCGUCCAUGCGACGAACGAUACACUCUGAAGAACCCGUGAAGGAGAAGAAGAAGUCUGCGCUGGAAUCUAUGAUCCCCGAAACAUCAAUGAGGGGACGAAAACGACGACCAGGAGCGGCCAACACUUCAGCAGCGGACGACGCUAAAGCGCUCCGCAUGCUCAAAGCCUUUCAGUCAAGAUUGGAGAAGGCACCUCCAGAGAAAGAGAAUGAACCAGCGGCUCGUGAAACUACCAAGGAUGGGGAAGACGCGCAAGCUGGGGACGAGGAAGCUGAGUUGUGUGAUCUGCACUUCAUCGCAAAUUGCCAAAGUUGCACGUCAUGGGAUAAGCAAGAAAAGGAUGAGAGCGACGACGAGGGUUGGAUGUCGCAUGCUCUCAGCUUUGCGGCAGAUAAACUCGGUAAGGAUCUAAGCAACCGUAGAAAGGCGGAGGAGGAGCUCGUUGUGAUUGAUCCACGCGAGAAGGCUCGGACUCUCAAGGAUGAGAAGAAGGCAGCUAGGGACGCACGACAAGGAAACUCGGGUCGAGCGUGGGAUCAAGCACGAGAUGCAGCAAGGAAUGCCAAGAUGGCACAAGCCGCCUCGCUUGCAGGACGCGGAGCAAAAUGA